AGAAGCAAGGUCCACCAGGAAGCAUCAUCAGUAAUGUAGAGCAUAGUUCAAAUUUCUGGUCCAGUUAUCCGUCUAUUUAUAUCAACAACACGUCUUCAACUUUAAGAAUGCACAGAGUACAGAUUUUAUCUGGACAUCUGUCGUCAAAUAGACGUGUGGCUAUGAGACAGUGCAGCGCAUCAGCUGCUGAUCCAAAUGAUAUCGUUGUAGUUCAUGGGUUACGAACGGCGAUCGGCCGGGCGAAAAGAGGCUCGUUUAAGGACACUACCCCAGAUGAGCUUCUCAGUGCUGUAAUGAGUAAAGUCCUCAGGGAUGUUGGACUGCCACCUGCUUCACUGGGGGAUGUAUGUGUUGGUAAUGUUCUUCAACCUGGGGCUGGUGCACUUAUGGCUCGUGUCGCCCACUUUCUCAGUGGUUUUCCCGAGUCUGUACCAGUCUACACGGUGAACAGGCAGUGUUCCUCUGGACUACAGGCACUUUUUAAUGUCGCAGGUGGAAUCAGAAAUGGUGCAUAUGACGUGGGUCUUGCCUGUGGUGUGGAGAGCAUGUCACUUCAAUCAGUGGGAAACCCAGGGAACAUUAGCCCUCGACUGAUGGACAAUGAGAAGGCCAGAGACUGUAUAAUCCCCAUGGGAAUAACAUCAGAGAACAUUGCCGAGAGAUUUGGUAUCAACAGAGAAAAACAGGACAGCUUUUCCGUCAGUUCCCAACAAAAGGCAGCCAUGGCCCAGAAACAGGGCAUAUUUGAUCAAGAGAUUACACCGGUCACAACUAAAAUUGUGGAUGAAAGUGGCACUGAGCGCACCAUUACUGUCACAAAGGAUGAUGGGAUCCGGCCUGGCACUACGCUAGAAGGCCUUGCCAAACUGCGUCCAGCAUUCAAGGAAAACGGCAGCACUACAGCUGGUAAUGCCAGUCAGGUGAGCGAUGGCGCUGCAGCAGUGCUAAUAGGACGGAGAUCUACGGUGGAGAAACUGGGACUGCCUGUUCUUGGGGUGCUGAGGGCAAGCGCUGUGGUGGGGGUGCCACCGGACAUAAUGGGCAUUGGACCAGCCUAUGCUAUCCCGGAAGCCCUUAACCAAGCAGGGCUGACUGUUGAUGAUAUUGACGUGUUUGAGAUCAAUGAAGCCUUUGCUAGUCAGGCUGUGUAUUGUGUGGAAAAGCUUGGCAUCCCUAUGGAGAAAGUGAAUCCUAAUGGAGGGGCUAUUGCAUUCGGUCAUCCUCUGGGCUGCACUGGUGCUCGACAGGUCGUGACCCUGCUGAAUGAACUCAAGCGCAGACGCAAAAGAGGGUAUGGUGUGGUGUCCAUGUGCAUUGGGACUGGAAUGGGAGCUGCUGCAGUUUUUGAAUACCCUGGGCAGUGAUUAAAGCCUCAAAAAGAUCUUAAAAGAUGCAAAUCACGCAAGGCAAAGAAACGAAGAGUCACAAAUUAUUUUUUUAAUCAAGCUGCUAAACACUACCUGUAGCACACAAACAGACAGAGCAGUAUUGUGCAUCACUGGGUAAUGCCUUACUACUGCAGAUGUUGAUAAUAACAUUGCAAAUCUGUUUAAAGUGCCUUGUGUUUUAACUGUAAUGAUAACAGAUGAUGGAAAUCGACUGUAUUUGCGUGAGAGCAAAAAUACCAUAGUAGUAUCUGUAUUAAGGCAUAUUUCAUUUGUGUCCUUUGAUUUAUGACACAUUAAAUAAAUCUGAAUAUUAACGCUUAAUA
Molecule: messenger RNA, 1711 nt
Organism: Triplophysa rosa
Lineage: Eukaryota; Metazoa; Chordata; Actinopteri; Cypriniformes; Nemacheilidae
Gene: acaa1
Product: acetyl-CoA acyltransferase 1
Exons: 12
Coding region: 108-1364 (418 amino acids)
Biological process (GO): phenylacetate catabolic process; fatty acid beta-oxidation
Cellular component (GO): peroxisome
Molecular function (GO): acetyl-CoA C-acyltransferase activity
Source: RefSeq, a predicted model, not a curated record